This is a messenger RNA of Polistes dominula (European paper wasp), 1555 nucleotides long. RefSeq names its product ribosomal RNA processing protein 36 homolog. NCBI's taxonomy places the organism in Eukaryota, Metazoa, Arthropoda, Insecta, Hymenoptera, Vespidae. The record is from RefSeq and is a predicted model, not a curated record. Gene Ontology annotation, cellular component: 90S preribosome; nucleolus. Gene Ontology annotation, biological process: maturation of SSU-rRNA from tricistronic rRNA transcript (SSU-rRNA, 5.8S rRNA, LSU-rRNA).
UGUGAUGUGUUAUAUGUGUAUACCUAAUCCUACUAUGAUGGUAAUCUGUAUACGUGAUGUAAAUAUGUAUGUGUUCUAUAUGUGUACCUAACCUUUUGGCUUAUAUCAGCUGAUUUUCUAUAAGUGAAAAAAUGUUGAAUUAUAUAAUCAUUUCUUAUGAUUUUAUUUAAAAAGGUACAUAUUACACCAUCUUGAACACAAUCAGUUUUACUUUACAAAAUUGAAACAUCAAUUUAACUGCAUGUCGAUAAUACAGAUUCCUAUGCACGUGUAUAAACAUUGUGGCAUGCGGGUGAAUCGUGCAAGGAUCGUUUCCCAUACUUUACGAGUGUUUGUUAUUAAAUUUACUUGUUUUUAAAAUGAGUGAUGAAGAAAAUUCAUUUCUGGACCAAGAUAAGGACCAGGCACAAAUUCGUGCAGAAUUAGCAAAUAUGAGUUUUGAAGAUUUACAAAAAUUGAAAGAAAAACUUGGUACAAAGGUGUACAAUGAAACAUUAUUUGGUCCUCGGAAAAAAAAGAUAGUAACUUAUAAAAGAGAAAAUAAGAACAGACCUAGAGAAAUGUCCACGAAGAAGCAAGUACCAAGAUUUAGGGAAAUAAUACAGGUUAAAAAGAAUAGACCUAGAGAUCCACGCUUUGACAAUCUAUCCGGUGAGUUUAACGAGAAAGCAUUUAAACAUGCAUACAGUUUUAUCAAUGAAAUCAAAGAGGAAAACUUAGCUACAUUAAAAAAUGAGUUGAAGAAGACCGAGGAUCCAAAAGAAAUCAAAAAGAUCAAAUAUCUUAUUCAGCGAUUAGAAAAUCAAUUGAGAGAGCAGAAAAAAUUGAACAUGAAGAAAGAAAAGCAAAUUCAGGAAAGGAAAGAAAUAAUAAAUGCUAUCAAAUCUGGGCAAAAACCUGUUUUCAAAAAGAAAUCCGAAAAGAAAGUCUUGGAUUUGAUAUCUAAAUAUGAAGAAUUGAAAAGUUCAGGAAAACUACAGACGCAUAUUAAAAAAUUACGCAAAAAGGCUUUACAUAAAUCCAGACCGCAAAUGGAACAAAAGAGAUGGAAUGUUACGGAUAUGGAAUGAUAAUAAAUUUAUAGGUAUAUUUAUUAAAUUUAUCAUUAUUAAGAAAAAUAUUUAAAAUGAAGAAACUAGUUCUUAAGACUAAAUGUAUGUAUUUUUAUGAUGUACACAUAGCAAACAAUAUAUCAUUCAUGUAAAAAGAAUUCUUGACUAACCAAAUAGCAUAAUAAUAUCUUGUAAGAUAUUCUAUUAAAAAUUUUACAAUCGGUCAUUUGACUGAUCAUAAUAUAUUUAGAGUUUAUUAAAAAAAAAACUUUCUUAUUAACUUAUUUUUAGUAUUAUCAUAUAGAAUAUAUGGUUUCUCAAACUGUUCCACUCGUUAAGCCGUUACUCAAACUCUGAAUAUAGAAUAAUCGAAUAAUAGUUUUAGAUGGUAGAUUAAAAGAUAAAAACGCUGGUUAAUUAUGUAUUUUUUAUUUAACAUCAAAAGUAAUGACACUUGGGUUGGACAAUGUCUCUCGCUUCAUCCUUAAUAUAUUUCAUGUGUG